Vitrella brassicaformis is the source of this 1141-nucleotide messenger RNA. Lineage: Eukaryota; Vitrellaceae. The record is from the annotation of a GenBank genome assembly.
AGCCUCUCACAAAAUGUACACUCACUCCACGCGUCACUCCACACGUCCUCAGACAGAUGGCAUGGUCUCACCUCAUAGAGACGGGACGCUCACACGCACAUACUCCUCGCCCGCAUGGUGGCUAUCAUACAUCCGCCCCAGCUCAUCGGCCGUGUAGGCGGUCCUGGCACGCAUCACGGGAUUGGCAAUCGCCUCCUCCCUCCCCUGCCGCUCAGCCAAUCGCCGAAUGGCCUUCUGCCACGCGUGGCCCAGCACCUCUAUCUUACGGAGGCGACAUAGCUUGACGUAGAGCAUCUCGGCCUCGUCUUUGCCCCACCCCUGGCCGGCGUAGGUGUCGAUGAACUUGCUCUUGGCCGGGAGGAUCCCUCUGCGCCUCUGCAUGACCCGCAGUAUGUCGUCGGCCGACAUCUGCCGCACCGCCUCGCUCGUCGCAUCCACCUCAGUGUCCAUGGCCGAUAUCUCCCCAAGCAGCUCAUCUCUCUUGUCGUCGAGAAACCUCUUCCCUGACGCAUGGCAUGGACGGUCGGAUGGAUAACAGACAGACCCACAGGGGUGCCGGUCGGUGUUGGUGCGUGUGAGUGGUGGGGUGUACGUUUGUGUGCGUCUUCGAGAGAGGGGACGCCUGAUGGCGUGGUCAAGAGGGGCCGCAUCUCAUCCUCGCGCGACAGAGGCUUGCCGAACCGAAGGUUGCUGCCAUGGUAUCGCACACCCACACAGCAAUUCAUGACGACUAAGCCUCCCUCAUCCACCCCCAGCCACCCGUCCGGACAUCUGCCUUUCCCUUGUGCUUACUGUCUGAGGGCAUAUCUGGCGACCUGUGUGCAGUACUUGAUGAAGUGCCACCGUGCGUAGUACUUGGUCUCAAUGCGCAUCCGCACCCGGUACCACGUGGGCUUCUCGUAGUUCUGGCUCAGCAGCAUGAACUUGUGCACGUUGUUGACCUUGCCGUCGCGGAAGAUCUCCCUGUACGCCGCCAUCACGGGCUUGCGCGGCGUCACGUGCCGAACAAACACGGCCCGCGACUGACGCGGCAUCCGACAGGAUAAUGACAGCUGCAUCUUCUUCAGCUGUCAGGAGAUCCCAUUCGCAGUCGAUGAAACGGCACUCCUCUUUGUGGAGUGCGGCCAAACUCAGAUUCGAC